AUGGAUUUCGCAACCAACAUCAUGGACCAUCCGCCCCCGGCCUACAUCGUCUACUGGGACGUGGCCUCCAGCAAUCCUUCAACUCCUCCCGUCUUCUUCCCGCCGAAGGACUCCGACGAACUCUUCGACGCUCUCAGAGGAGCAUUCCCGCACUUGCGGACGCAUUCAGAACGUAUGCGUGAGGCCAUGAUUCAGUUUCUCGUUGAAGAGCGCCAAGCCGAACAAUUCAGGACUGCCUCCGUGGACACAUUGUCUCCAACUGAACAUUCCUGGCCAUCCAUGACUUCCUCAGGCUCUACAUCAACCUUGAGCAGCCCCGAUACUCUCGCGCUGGGGACUCCAGCAUUCGGUAUGUCUCCACAGCCACAGCUGCCGCACCUGAGCCGUACUCAAUCCAUGGCACCUUCGAUGACGACAACAACAUCGACGGGAGAGAGCUCGCCAUCUCUCGAAAAUAUGACCGGUGUCUUCAGCAUUUCGUCCACUGGCCAACCGAAGCAGAAGACGAGGCGAAAGAUGACCGAGGCCGAAAAGGUCGAGUACCGGAAACGACGUAUCGUAAAAGCAUGCGAAGUCUGCGCCAAACGUAAGCGCAAAUGCAUCCACAACCAGCCGGGGAUGGAGACUCUGGCAUCCCAACAGAAAGUUACGAAGAAGGCGUCGCCAACUGCCCCCUCGGCCCUCUCCGCCAAGGCCACCGUUUUGGAGAACACGCUACAAAAAGCGACAUGGAGCUUCGACGGCAUUGAUGCCGGCAACGAUGAGUUUGCAGCCGACAUGCAACUCUUUGAUGACUUCGACAUCCUGCCGGACGAGACUACUUUCCGGAUCGACGACGAUCAGACGAAAGCUUCCGCCGAUAUAUGGAAGCCGAAUGUUGUAGCGCGACCUCGGGGUGAUGAUUACGCCAUGGACGCUUAUGGCGACAAUGCAGACUUCGCCGACAUACCUGGUAUGGACCCAUGGUUCGAUGUGAACAUGGGUCAGCUGCGCUGGGGCGGUACGGUAACCCAAGGACAACUACCGCACGGACAACACGAACAAGCACUCACUCCAGCGUCACCAAAUGCUGCAAUGAGUGCAGACAAUGGGAAUAGCGCAAAUGGGAUGCUAUGGGAGCAUCUACGGACCGGCCAGGAUGAAAGCAUAUCAACUCACGAGCCUGCUGCACGUGGGUCUUACACACACGAACAUGCGAGCAGUGACGGUCACGGCGGCUCUGGCAGAUGGCAGCCUCGCAACUCGGCUGGCGUGCUGGCGCAGACUGUCGUGCAAGUGAACGGCACGGCCAGGGCGAUCAGAGCUUUCGGCAGAUUGCUGAAGUCGAAUAUGCCGCAACGCAUCGCCCUGCAGCUUGUCAGGCUGACGAGCGUAGCCGAUGCUAUCGCACAAGCGAGUCUUUCUGGGGCCCCCUAUCUGACAGCGAAUGCCGACCUACACAACACUCCGACCCCGAGACAGCAGGUUGGUGGAAGUGCUGCCGGACCGCUUGAAGGCAUGCGGAUCGGCGAUUACUUGCGUAUGAAGACCAACUUCGACAACGUGGCUCACCAAAUGGGCCGAGGCGGUCAAGCACUACCAAGCAUGACAGCCACUCAGCAGCAACCUGGAUCAAGGUCGCUGUCAACGACCUCGAGCAUGAGAGCAGCGCCUACCUCCACGCCCAUCUCCAGCCGAACUUCGCCCCAAGAAGGCAACUCGGCAGCUCACGAUCAAGGAAGGCCGCCCGCCACAUUCGGUGGUAGCAUCACCAGCAUCAUCACCGCGAAUCAGACGCACGUGCUCAAGAGACGUAUACCCAAGUCCCUCCAUAGCAUCGUUGACCGCAACAAUGCCAAUGCCAGCGAAGAAGUUACGCUGGCUCCGAUCCUGCAGACUGAACGGGACAUGUACCGACAACCACAAGAACUCUCGAAGAACAGCAUCAAUGCUCAUCAAGCCAACGGCGGCGCGUACCUGCGACUUGGUAGCGACAACCACCCCCACUUCGACAGCAGACUCCUCUCUGGUGACCCGGCUAUUGACCGAUGGCUUGACAAACUCGCAGAGCACAAGGCGGCGCAAACUGAUGCCCGCGUUCUGCGCACCACGAACAACUCGGCUAACCGAGCCGUGCCUGUGCAUCGUUACAGUAAGCGCACUGAAAUAACACAGAAAGCGCCACAAGUUCUCGCAAGCGGCAUGCGCACUAGCAAAGACUCAUCCAGCCGCGUCGACGGCCAAGAUGAAGUUUAUAUCCCACGGAAUAGGGAUACCUUCCGUCGUCGGGAUCACUUCGGCAGAAUCACGCCAACCACUUCAGCGUCGGAGCUAGAGCUAGAGCCAGCAGCCACCGAGUCAAGCAACGGCGGCGGAGACAAGGAAUGCGGAUCUGGCGUGCGACCCUUCCACCUCCCGUCGUGGCCCGUGUUCGCCCUCCUCACACUCUUCACCCUCCUCUCGAACCUCACCCUCUCGUUCUCCCCUUGCGUGAUGGCGAGCAUAUGGCCCGUUUCAAAGACCAGAGCCUCGACCGAAGCGAAAGUCUGGCCCUGGCAUAACCCGCGCCAGAAACCGCGAUAUCAAGUCGAGGACUCCGCUUGGAGUAGUAUGCUGUCGCAGCAUGCGAUUGUUAACGGGCUCGAGUGGUUCAAUGGGCGGGUUUGUAAGAUUAGGGGGGUGGCGGAGCGCUGUUGUAGAAUAUCGGAUGUGAAGGGUGGAGUUGCUGAUGGAUAUCAGAGACGGGUGAUGGGAUUGCUUGCUACUUAG
Molecule: messenger RNA, 2748 nt
Organism: Baudoinia panamericana UAMH 10762
Lineage: Eukaryota; Fungi; Ascomycota; Dothideomycetes; Mycosphaerellales; Teratosphaeriaceae
Exons: 1
Coding region: 1-2748 (915 amino acids)
Biological process (GO): regulation of DNA-templated transcription
Molecular function (GO): zinc ion binding; DNA-binding transcription factor activity, RNA polymerase II-specific
Source: RefSeq, a predicted model, not a curated record